GUUAAUUAUAUAUAUACAUUGUCUCACCUAAUCAAAUCUUUUUUUUUCUCUCUCUCUCUCUAUUAUUCAUACAAUAUGGAGAAAAAUUCUUGGGCCGAUCAAUGGGACAACAGCAAUCAAUCGUCGGGAAAAACAACGGACGGCGGAGGCGCGUCGGGGAAAUACAAAGAGAAAGUGGGGGCUGGAUUAGAGAAGACUAAAGCGGUUGCGAGUUCGGGGUUGAAGAAGGUGAAGAUAGGAACGUCUUUGGGUUUUAAUUGGGUUAAAGACAAGUAUACCAAAACCACCACUAAGAAUUGAUUCGUAUCUUUUCUUUUUUGGAAUUUACAUAUUUGUAUUCUUCUUCUUUUUUUGUAACAAUAAAAUAAUAUGUCUUGAUUUUUAUUUUCUUCUUAAUGAUCGGAGAUAGUUAAAGACUUGCAUUUUAAACAAAUAAAUUACAGGAAGAAGGACACAGACACGGUUAUCAAGACACUCCCCGCAACCAAGCUACCCGGCGCCGGUGAGGCCUUCGGCCGCCAGCGUCGGGACAAAAUCGAUCAAUCUCUCCUUCAGUUUUUCUCUGUUUUCUCUAGUGUAGCUCUGUUUAAAUUUUUUCCCCAAUUUGUUAUCUUUUUUAAUCCUCCCCAAACCCUAAUAAAAACUAUCUCUAAUCACACCAGCGAAAACCGUCUGUGUCCGCCGAUCUGCUACUCACUGGAGAGAACCUCUCCUCAAAGCUCGGACACCAACCGUACUCUCUCCUCACCGUGGUUAUUUCAAGCAGAACUAGGAUUCUCCCCAGUAGACCUAGGUUCCAUCGCCGACCCAAACCGAG
Molecule: messenger RNA, 817 nt
Organism: Camelina sativa (false flax)
Lineage: Eukaryota; Viridiplantae; Streptophyta; Magnoliopsida; Brassicales; Brassicaceae
Source: RefSeq, a predicted model, not a curated record